Anopheles stephensi (Asian malaria mosquito) is the source of this 5740-nucleotide messenger RNA. Its product is annotated as maltase 2-like. The record is from RefSeq and is a predicted model, not a curated record. The coding region runs from base 3932 to 5677 and encodes 581 amino acids. The transcript is spliced from 3 exons. Lineage: Eukaryota; Metazoa; Arthropoda; Insecta; Diptera; Culicidae. Gene Ontology annotation, biological process: carbohydrate metabolic process.
UACGACUCUCUGGUGCCAGCUCUCGUUUGUCUUAUGUCUUGCUGUUUCGUCUUCCUGGUCCACCGUUUGUGACCACCCUUCCAGCCAAUCCUAUUUGCUGACGACAUUUCGGGCUGCUCGAGUGGGAAUUCUAGUAUUUCCUUGGUUUCCCUUCAGUUUUUUGUUGUUGCUGUUGCUUUUGCCGAGCUUUCCAUCCGGGGUCAUAAAUAUGUCAUGGGUCGCUUGUUUCGCUACGGGUACGUAACGACACAAUGGGGCUAAGGCCCAGCCAAAACCAUUUCGACCAGUUCGUUGGUGCAAAAAUGGUGCACAACAUAACUUUGGUCCAAAAACGGUUUGAAGAGGGAGAUGAGAGAGAGAAGUAGAGAGAGGACGAGUUGUAGAAACCAAAGGGAUACCCUCCUCUGAUGUCCUGGGAAAUGACAAUGGAGUAUACGGUACACGGUAGCACGCCUAAGGUUGUGACGAGUGUUCCUGGGCUGUGUGGUGAAUAUCUUGCCGCAAACCUUGCUACGCAAACUAUCAAUAAAACGUGUGCGAAAAAGAUUUGUGUGGCUGAAGAUUUUUGAACCGUAGUUUCACCGAAUUCAAUCAAAGGGAACCGUAUUCGGUUUUUGGGUUGAAAGCUUUAAAUAAGUGGGUGAAAAACUUGUCACCACCUUGUAUAAAGUACGUGUUUAUGAUAUUUAUAAACGACCUUAUCAAUGUGAAGUUCAAGAAUAACCUAACUUUGCCCGCUAUUCCCUGAGCCAUCGGAGAACUUCAACUUGAUGGAGCUUUUCCGUCAUGCGUUGCUUCAAUCGCUUUCGAUCUUUCGAUUUCGAGUGAACAGUAAGUAAAACACUCGAUCAAAAUUUAGGUCAGGUACCACGCCGACGGUAGAGCAUAGAUCCCACACACAUACACACGCACACUUAGGGUAGCAUGAUUGACCCUUCGGCUUGAAGUGCUUGCAAAGGCCAGUACGCUCAGUGCACCGGCAGCUUAACUGGCAGCUAGCAGCCCUAGAGCAGUGAUUGGAUUCCUUUUAAGAAAAUCCAGAACCACUUAAGUGUGCACCAGACCUUGAAAGACCUGGGACAAGUGGCGGCACUUGCACAGGGUACGGUAACAUCUUACCGGCGAUCCCGUGUACAAUAUUCAUCCCCCCGGGAGGGGUGGCGUAUGUUUUUAGGAUACCGGCCGCCGACUGUAGUGUGCUCGGUAUCCGAUGUUAUACCCUUCUUCUUGUAGUGUUUUUUUUUUUGUCCAAAGAGCCUGGCUAACGCUAACGAAACGGAUGAGUAUCGGGGGAAUAACAAAAUUAAACUGUAAACCGAGUGUGCCUUCCUGUUUCGGAUCGGUGACACGGCUUUGACAAGGUGCGCCUCUGACGUGUGGUGUUGGUUUAAAUGGGUUUCGAACUCGCUAGAACAUAUCAAGCCACUAGCAUUGGGUUGUAAUUUUCGUUGUGUGUCGAAAAUAAACGUUGGAGCAAGUGGAAGACAUAGUGCUCCAUAGAAUUGGAAGCAAAUAAAACCCCUAGAAACGUUUAGAACCGUCGUGAAGUUAAUCGCCCCGGUCCGCUUAUAGAUGAUACUCGAGGGAAAUCUUAAAUAGGUGCUCGAUCUGUGUGAGCCAGUAAAGAUGCACUGCGGCAGUUGGUGAGGCCACGUUUUAUGACUUCGAAUACCAACCGUGUGGACCGGUUGGUCGGUGGUCAUGCAUUAAUCAUCAGGUGGAAAGUACUUUUGUUGCAGUUCCUAGCACCUCCGGCACUGCACUGCAGUGGGAUAGUCUUUUCACUGCCACUGCGACUGCAUUUUCUCAUUCCACGGUGGGAUAGGGACUUUGCUGUCUCUUUCGCCCGCCCAUGCAGAGCGCUAGUUUAUGCUAGCGGGAAUGUAGCUGGAUGAUCGCCUUUGGCCUCGCGGUAAAUACGGAACGUUGGUGACUGUGGAUAAGAGCGGGAGACACCCGGUAAUUGGUUUGUAAUUGUACGGGAAAGCAAUGGACUUUCUUGUGCGACUGACGGCUUCAGGUCAUCAAUAAUUCAUCUUCAGCACGGUGGACCUCAGUGUGUGUGAGUGCUGGUUCCACAGAGCGUUUGAGAAACUGCACCACCGGCAGACGUCCGGGCGAUCUUCUGUCCCAACGUGUGCCUGUGGGUAGGUUUGUGAGGGCACAGUGACAGGUUUGUGCAAUUCGAUUUCUAGGUUAAUCGAGUAAUUAAUUAAUUGAUUACGAUCGGCCAUCGCGACCAUCGGAGGUGCUGGCUCGCGGAUAGGAGUAGCGCAAUAACGGAACGGUUCUUCAGCGGGGAGAUAACUUCGUCCGGGUGGCUUAUUAUGCACCAUCUCCGGUGGCUAAUUGCUGACCAAAUGCUGCGAACUGCGAACUAGAAAAACAAAAGUUGGAUUUUCCAUUGGCAGCUCCAUAAUUGGCACGGGAGUUGAAUAAUGCUCCGACGGUUGGUGGUGAAAGUGAAUCGCGGAACUAUCGCGCACCCUGGGCUGGUGAUCAAUCGUGGUUAACCCGAUAGUGCCAUAUCGAAAGUGGAAGGUUCUCAUCGGGUGUCUUACCAUCCAGCGGCCUUCAUAUCGCUCGCAUCGAUUGUUCAAUUAUCUAUCCGUUGUGCGUUCCCACCACCCUUCUUGGCUAGCUAGAAGCGGGGAGAUAAAUUUCUAUAACGACUCCAGUAUACGUGCCCGCUCGUUCGCAGAGUACGCAGUUUGUCAGCAGGUUCUCUAUCUCCUUAGGACAGACCUCCCAUACUACGCUUCGCAUCUCGGAAAUGGUAGAUCCGGUCAUAAAAACAAUCAUCAACCAUUAUCAUCGGCACCAUCGCGAAGAAUCGAUGGUUAUACCGGCCCUAUCUUGCCUACUGCUCGAUAAAGAGCGCGAAUAGAAACCAUUUUGCGCGGGACCUGCACAACUUGCCCUAGAACAAUUUAGCCAGUUUUUGGUGUUUUUCUUGAACGGACUCCAUCACGCAGAAAUAGCUCUUGCCAGAUGUCGCAGUUGCCACAUUCAUAAAGAACACAAAGUUAGCGGAUGUGUCAGCAGAACCAUCAUCGGGUUGUAAGAAGGCUCGUUGCUGGAAAGUUUCGGCAGAAGAGUUCAUAAUCUUAACCACUUGAUUUGACCGCGAAAAGUUUGGCCUUUUGUAGGCAUCAUAAAAAAGGAGUGCGUUUCUUCGUGCGGCAUCAUAUUUUAUGACUAGCUCUUCUGGAGCCUUUUUGUCCUUUUUUGUCCGAAAAUACAGCAAUAGUUUCUCGUGCUACGGUGUAGCUUUUUAUGUGUUCCGGUGUGCAACAUUUUAAAGGUCAGCCAACGGGUGCUUCAUUUUGACAAUUUAUGUUUAAUGUGAUCAAUUUUUGACUUUGUCUCUUUACUUCGUAGUACAAUGUGCCAUUUUCGCGACAAUGCAAUCAAUUUAAUGGGAGCUUAAGUUGUGGACCAAUUCCUGUAGUUUAUCGAGACCAUCCAAUAUAAAUUAAAAAUGAUAAUUUAACGAAGAAGUAUCCCAAAAGCGAUAAAUUCCACUGUAGCGUCACAACAAUACACAACCAGAAUGGAAUCGUAAGUCACACUCCAGACCUAUCGAUUCUUCCGCUAUGCUACAGUGUACAGUAAAACAGUAUUGUCCGAUGCCGCCAUAAAACCGUUCAAUUUAGCAUCCAGUUCGAGCUAUCUUAUCGGUAUGCUCUUUAGCGUCGUAAUCACGCCCAUCCCCCCGGUCUCUCCCCCUUGGUAAGUUACGCCAGAUCCUUGGAUCGAUGUGAAAAUAACAAAAGUUUAAUAAUGUCGUUAUCAUUAUCAUCCAUCCGCUUUGGUGCAGAAAAUAGAUGUGCGGGCCUCCAUCACCGGCUCUGGCGACUGGCGGUGCCUUCCAUCUGUCAGUGUCAGUGCAACCGUCGUACCGUGCGGAGCAGGGAAAUAAAAGGCAGGGAUGACGUUUUACCGACCAUUGGUCACCGUCGGUUUGGUGGUGGUUUUCGUGUGUGGUUUGCAGGCGGUGGACGAUAAGGACUGGUACCAGCAUGCCACGUUCUAUCAGAUCUAUCCUCGCUCGUUUCAAGACAGCAACGGCGAUGGUAUAGGCGAUCUGAAGGGCAUCACCUCGAGGGUCGAGUAUCUGGCCGGAUUGGGCAUCGAUGCGACCUGGCUAAGCCCUCCGUUCGUGUCGCCGUUGGCCGAUUUUGGGUACGAUGUGGCCGAUUUCUACAACAUCCAGCCGGAGUAUGGUACGAUGGACGAUAUGGAGGAGUUGAUUGCGGAGGCGCACCGUCACGGUAUCAAGCUGAUGCUGGACUUUAUACCGAACCACAGUAGUGACGAGCACGAGUGGUUCGUGCAGUCUGCUACCGGUAACGUCAAGUACCGUGAUUACUACAUCUGGCGUCCAGGUAAGGUGAACGCUGUGACGGGAGCGCUAGAGCCACCGAACAAUUGGGUAUCGGUGUUCGGUGGACCGGCCUGGACGUACGAUGCAAGGCGCGGUGAGUUCUACCUGCAUCAGUUUACGAAGAAGCAGGCCGAUCUGAACUACCGCAAUCCGGCUGUGGUGGAGGAGAUGACCAACAUGCUCACGUUCUGGCUGGAGAAGGGUGUGGAUGGGUUCCGACUGGACGCCAUCAAUCAUAUGUUUGAGGAUCCUGAGCUGCGUGAUGAGCCUCCGGGAUGGGGUGCGCCGGGCUCCUACGAUGAGCUGGAUCACAUCUACACCAAAGAUAACCCGGACACGUACAAUGUGGUGUACGGGUGGCGAGAGCUGUGCGAAGAGUAUGGGCGGCGUGUCAACAAAACGAUCAUCAUUAUGACGGAGGCGUACGCGUCGAUUGAGAACACGAUGCUUUAUUACGAGGAUGCGGCCGGCACACGGCAGGGUGCCCACAUGCCCUUUAACUUCCAGCUGAUCUAUGACUUCCGGCACGAUCAGAACGCGAUCGGGUUGAAGCAGUCGAUCGAUUUUUGGUUGAACCAUAUGCCCGCUCGGCACACGCCUAGCUGGGUGGCAGGCUCGCACGAUCAUUCGCGAGUUGCUACACGUGUUGGGCUGGUUCACGUUGAUCAGAUUCUGACGGUCGUCCACACGCUGCCGGGAACGAGCAUCACAUACUAUGGCGAAGAGAUUGGCAUGUUUGACUACAAGGAAGCGGAAACGUAUGACAACCGAGACCCCAACCGUACACCGAUGCAGUGGGACAAUACGGUGUCGGCCGGGUUCAGCAGUAAUCGCACCACCUGGCUACGGCUUCAUCCCGACUAUCCGACGCGCAACGUAAUGAUACAGGAGGCGGCCGACAAGAGUACGCUGAAACAUUUCCGCAAACUGACGGCACUGCGGCGCCAUCCAACGUUGGUGCAUGGCGAGUUUGUACACCGGACCGUGGGCCGUGAUGUGUACGCAUUUAGCCGAGAGCUUCACGGUGAGGAUACGCUGGUCACCGUGAUAAAUAUGGCAGACGGUAGCCGAACGGUCGAUUUGGGAGACUUUGUGAACCUGCCGGACCGUGUGAAGGUGGAGAUAGCGCAACCGAACUCUAACUACGAAGAUGGGGAUGAGGUUGAUAUACACAAAGUGACCCUGACGAACUAUGAUUCUGUUGUGUUGCGUGCAGUUGUUUCGGGAGCGACUGGACUCAAGCUUUCGAUGGUAGCUGUUCUGUUGGCAGCUAUUAAGCACUUGUUUUAGAGCAAUUUUAACAGUUACCCGUUUAAAUUUCUAAUAAACGCAGCUUGUUAUUAAUUUCCACAA